Paramormyrops kingsleyae is the source of this 1506-nucleotide messenger RNA. RefSeq names its product crystallin, zeta (quinone reductase)-like 1 (gene cryzl1). Gene Ontology annotation, molecular function: oxidoreductase activity. The record is from RefSeq and is a predicted model, not a curated record. Lineage: Eukaryota; Metazoa; Chordata; Actinopteri; Osteoglossiformes; Mormyridae.
AAGCAGAUCCACCCUGUAAAGGCGAAGCGAAAAAUAGAGGAAAAUACUGUAUUGAAUGAAAAUACGGAACUCAAAGGUCCAAUAAGCAAGUUCUGUAUGUGUGACAGCCGCAGGGAGGAGACGUGCUUUCAUUUUUAUCCGUUUUACAAACAGAGGAUUUUUGCAUCGGCCCUUGGAGCUGUGCUUCCUCCCCCAGCAUGAAAGGUCUGUACGGCCAGCUGAGAGAGGGAAGCGGGGAGCUCAAGUUUCUCAUCCAGGAGAAGAGCGUUCCCGUUUCUCCAGAAAGUCAUCAGGUGAAGGUUCAAGUGAAAGCCUGCGCUCUGAGCCCAGUGGACACGGGGUUUUUGGAUGAUCUGAAGCUUCGGCGGGACUUGUUGCCAGUGGGCAGGGAGAUCGCUGGAAUUGUGCUCCAAGUUGGGCCGAAGGUCACAUUUUUCCAGCCUGACGAUGAAGUUGUGGGGAUUCUGCCUCUGGAUGCUGAGCUGUCUGGCCUGUGUGACAUGGUUCUGAUGGACGAGCACCUCCUCGUGCAGAAGCCAGAGAAGGUGACCUAUGUGGAGGCUGCUGGUGGGAUCCAGGACGGCCUGCGGGCCUACACAGCCCUGCACACGCUGGGCCGGGUGGCCGCGGGGCACAGCGUUUUAGUGAUGGAUGGCGCUAGUCCGUUUGGAAUGAUGACCAUCCAGGUCGCUCACUACCAUGGGGUGAAAGUGUUAGCUACUGCUCUGUCCUUGGAGGAUCAGCGGCUCCUGGAGAAGCUCCGGCCCAGUAUGGGAGUCCAAGAGUCUCUCCUAGCUCGGAUCAUCAGCACCUGGGACCCGAAAGUGGACCUUGUGGAGGCUUGUCUGGAGGAGACAGGAGGCCUGGGAGUCGACAUGGUCAUUGAUGCAGGAGUGAGGCUAUACGAAGAGGACUCUGUGGGCCAAAGCUUACUCCCGCACAAGCAUGAUGUCAUCUCACUUCUUGGGGUCGGAGGUCACUGGGUCACCACAGAGCGUAAUCUGCAGCUGGACCCCCCAGACAGCCGCAGCCUCUUCCUGAGGGGAGCCUCAGUGUCCUUCCUGAAUGAGGAGGUCUGGGGGGCAUCCCGGGCCCGUCAGGGGCGGUACCUCCACAUCCUGAGAGACAUGGUGGAGAAGCUGGCAGCCGGGACUCUCAGGCCACAGCUGGACGAGCCGGUGCCCUGGUAUGAGGCUGCUGUUUCCAUGGAUAUGGUGCAGACCAAGCAAGCCAGAAAGAAGGUGGUGAUUCAGUUCUGAAGAUAUGCCUCUAUGGCAGAACUGCACCGUGAGGCUGGACCGUACCACAGACAAGUAGGGGUGCUGUUGACAAGCUUACCUCAUAGAAAGCAGGCAGCAUAAUGAUUAAUAAAGCCGGCUCCAUUUAAGUAUGAUUUUAUCAUCUGGAUAAAACAUGGUGGCUGUUUGUGGUUAUUGGUUUAAAAUUCUUAAUUUUCCAGUGUACGUGUUGGUGACUGACUUUUUAAAUAAAAUUCUUAUUUUCUUA